Rotaria sp. Silwood2 is the source of this 1419-nucleotide messenger RNA. NCBI's taxonomy places the organism in Eukaryota, Metazoa, Rotifera, Eurotatoria, Philodinida, Philodinidae. The record is from the annotation of a GenBank genome assembly.
AUGGCAGUCUUACGCAGUAUUCUUGGCAGUAUAGCAGUACCAAAUGAUGAUAAACUAGCCUGGUAUAAAUUUAAAAGAGUUCAAAAGACUACACCAUAUGAUGUUGUAAUCGGUAUAAAUAGUCUUAUGGCACUAGGAACAAUCGGUUGGGACAUUAAACUUAGUGAAAAAGCAAUAACUGUUCAACGAGAAACUUCAACACCUGAAAAUAAUCGGGGCUUAAUUGUUGCCGUUCUUGGUUUAUACAAUCGUGGUAGAUCAUUUUUACUUAAUCAAUUUAGUAAAAUUCAAUUGCCUAAUAGUCAAUUAAUACAUACGGAAGGACUAUCUAUAACAGCAGGAGGAAAAGAUUAUCCAAAUAUUAUUUUCGUAAAUACUACUAGCACUGAUACAGCCAUACCAAAGGAUAAACUUGAUGAUAAAAAGGCUACGGAUGCUCUUUUAAGAGAAAUUGCUCUCCAUUUAUGUUCACAUAUCAUUAUUGUUGUCAAUCGUUUACAUGCAACUGAUCAAAUAUAUAUUCAACAAAUAUUAAAGCAACCUAAAACGUCAAAUUCUAACAAAUCUGUUAUUAUUGUUCAUAAUUUAAUGGAUGUUGAAAGUGUUAAAGAAGUAGAAUAUAUAAUAAACACAGAAGUUCAAGGCAUUAUGGAGGCUGAACGUGAGAUAAUGGAAUAUCGAAUGAAUAAUGAAACUCACAAAGUCGAAUUUUUCCACUCAAAACAUAAUAAUAUCAAACUUCGUCAUUUUAUUUUGGCUAAAACUGGUUCUAAAGCAGCGAAACAAUGGAAUACACAAUCUAUUAGCGGUAUAUUGAAUAUUUUACACAUAGCUACAGAAUAUAGACAAAAUCUUGAUAUUAUUAAUGAAAUGAUAAAUUUUGUUAACAGUAAACUAUCUCAGUUAUUAAUCGUUAAUGAUCAGAAUGAAGAUAGUUCAUCUGAAAUUAAACAACAGAAGUUGAAGGUGCGAAUGCAUGCUAAUAAACCGAAUAUUGUGCUUUCACAACGAAAAGAUUUAGAAGAUCUUACCAUAAAUCCUGUUCAAUUAAUUCUGUCGUCAAAACUUGUUUAUGAUGAUGGAGGCUAUUUUAUACGCAUCGAUUCAAUAAAUAAUGGACAAUGGCAACCUCUUUAUAAUCUUUACGAAACCGAUGAAAAUAUUCAUGUUAUCAUUGAACUUGCUGGAUUUAAAGAGGGUGAAGUUAUUAUUGAAGUAGCUGACGAUGAAAUCCAUAUUGAAGGUCGUCGAGAUGAUUUUAAAAAAUUAUUAAAUAAUCCUAUCGUUUAUCAAACAAAAAUCCCUAUGGGUUUAUUUAAUUUGAGUAUUGCUUUGAAUUCUAUGAUUGUACCUAAAAAAGUAACAUUGGAACGUGAUGAUGGUUUAUAUAAGAUAACAUGCCCAAAAAAAGAAAGUUAA